CCUAUUCAGAAGAAACGCUCUGAACUCACUUUUGAAGUGAAGUUGCCUCCACGUUGAAGCGAACGACUCGGCCAGCAUCUCUCUCUUCACAGGACAACAACAUAUUUUCUUUAUAUCUUUUUAUUUCCAACAACUUUUUCCCCACUUCAACCUCAACCAACCUCAGCAUGACGUUCAGGAGGCUGAAGAAGGUGAACUCCAGCGGGCCAGAGAGUGGACACUCAUCCCAGGACAACGACAUCUAUUUCCCCUCGUCAAAGUCAGACAGCUGCAGGACGAUGGAGCUACCGACCAACUCCUCGGAGGUUUACAACUACAGGACUCUGGCUUACUCUGGAGGGACUCUGCCCAGGAACUUCAAAAAAGGUGGCGGGCUGCAGAAGUGGAAACCCCUCACACAGUCACCAGAACCACAAAGAAAGGUGGUUGUCCUGGAGAAAAAGGACGAGGAGACGUUUGGCUUUGAGAUCCAGACUUACGGCCUCCACCAUCAGGACCAAAACUCGGUGGAGAUGUGCACGUUUGUGUGUAAGGUGCACGAUGACAGCCCGGCUCAGGAAGCAGGACUUAAAGUUGGGGACACCAUCGCAAGUGUGAACGAGGCCACCGUGGAGGGAUUUAGGCACAAGGAGAUCGUUCAGCUCAUCAGGGCCUGCGGCAACACAAUCAGGCUGGAGACGGUUUACAGUGACUCAAUCCGAAAAGCAGAGCUGGAGGCCCGGCUUCAGUAUCUGAAGCAAACCCUUCAUGAGAAAUGGGAUGAAUAUCGGUCGUUGAUGGUGCAGGAGCAGAGGCUUGUUCAUGGCAUAGUAAUGAGUGAUGCUGCAGUGUACGAGUCCCUGGAGUCUGCAGGUGUAUACGGCAGCCUCGGCACUCCCAGCCCCGCCGCUCAGAGAGCCCUCCGCUGCACCGGCAGCACCAGCAGCAGCGCCAGCUUCCUCAGCACAGCCACAGAGGAUGACCCUCUCUACCAGACCUGCCUGUACCAGGUGGACGGCAGCGUGGACUCGGACAACACCAUUGCAGACAAAAAGAAAGAGCAGCCGCCGCAGAGGCAGCAGCGUCUCCGACCGGCCAGCGAGCUCUUCCUGACGGCCAAGACGCACCUGACCCGCAGCGCCAGCACACGCAGCUACGUGAGGGGACCUUCGUCGUCGUCGUCGUCUUCCACCUCGGGGGAGAAGCAGGGAGGGUUCAGCACACUGCAGAGGAAGCCCAAACAGAAAAGCUUCCGCAGGCGACUCCUCAAAUUCAUCCCAGGCUUGAACCGACCGCUGGAGGAGGAGGAGAGCAAACUGUGAGUGGUUCACCUGAACUUCACAGACCCAAAGACUUAAAGCACCAGUGACUGUCAAACUAAAACUGCCAAAGAAAAAAAGUGCAAGAAGCCCCAAAGACUGAAGAGACCAAAGUAAUGGCUCUACAGCUGCACCUCUCCAUGUUUGAGUAGACCAAUGAACAUUUGGCCGCGUCCUGUAGCCUUCAUUGUUUCACAGCUGUACAUAACUUUUCAAAUUGUUUUCUCUAAGUUAUUUAUUUAUUUUAACAUGUCAGGUUUAUGUACAGAAUGAAGGAUUUUCCAGUUUUUACAGCAUGCACCCACUUUUGACAGCUGAGUAAAUGACCCGUUACUGUUGUGAUUGUGCAACACAACAUUUUGUAAGUUUGAUACCUACUUUAGAUCAUUCAAAUUGAUCCUGUUAUAUAUUUUUUUUCUGCCUAAGUCACGGUUCCUAAAAAUAAAAAAUGUGGCAUUUUCA
This is a messenger RNA of Dicentrarchus labrax (European seabass), 1760 nucleotides long. It is a transcript of the gene tamalin, whose product is annotated as trafficking regulator and scaffold protein tamalin. The record is from RefSeq and is a predicted model, not a curated record. The coding region runs from base 168 to 1301 and encodes 377 amino acids. Gene Ontology annotation, molecular function: protein binding. Lineage: Eukaryota; Metazoa; Chordata; Actinopteri; Moronidae. The transcript is spliced from 8 exons.